Messenger RNA from Acanthoscelides obtectus, 394 nucleotides. The record is from the annotation of a GenBank genome assembly. NCBI's taxonomy places the organism in Eukaryota, Metazoa, Arthropoda, Insecta, Coleoptera, Chrysomelidae.
UCCGCGCCCGGCACGGCUCCCUAGCGUCGCGCCUCGUUCAGUGCGUCUUCGGAUCGGUUGGGAUACUGCUGUGCGCGGUCCGUUGCUUGCUACCUGCUAUCUUGCUAGACCUCUACUUAUGUCACGACAUACGCACGCACGGUCAGUGAGUGGUUAGUGUGCUCGCUGUCUCUUUCUGUUGGGAUGCCAAGUGCGAUGAGUCGGACGCCGGUCGCGUUGCAAAGUCGCCGGGUCCCAGCGACAGAUGGUGGAAAGGACCGUCGUCCGCCGGAAGGAAUAUAUAAUAUGAGGUUUCGAUAUCUUUGGACUAUCUUCAUAUUGGAUAACCGACACUAUAACUAAACGGAUUACCAUGGGAUUUUUAAAUGCAUUGUUUCCCGAACGGUGAGUACCU